Molecule: messenger RNA, 1270 nt
Organism: Gloeophyllum trabeum ATCC 11539
Lineage: Eukaryota; Fungi; Basidiomycota; Agaricomycetes; Gloeophyllales; Gloeophyllaceae
Product: Emopamil-binding protein
Exons: 6
Coding region: 66-710 (214 amino acids)
Biological process (GO): sterol metabolic process
Cellular component (GO): endoplasmic reticulum; membrane
Molecular function (GO): cholestenol delta-isomerase activity
Source: RefSeq, a predicted model, not a curated record
CGGUCCUUGGACACGCCCCCUCUUGACACCCGCCCCACAUUCUAACCCCUAGCCAUCUUGGACAUAUGUUGGAAGACACGAAAGCGCAACCGGAAUUCUUCACUGCGACCUCAGCAUGCUCUCUGGCCGGAGUGGCUACCAUCGCGCUCAUAGCGAAUUUCGGGGCCAAGAUUCUACUCCCCAGGUCGGUGAGAUGGCAGGACAAGGCGACGUUCAUCUGGCUGGCGUUUGAUGCUUUAAUCCAUUUCUCGUUCGAGGGGUCCUUCCUGUACCUCUCGACGUUCGGGCGACAGGUCAAUACCAGCGUCGGGCCCUUCGCUGAGAUGUGGAAGGAAUACGCCCGCGCAGACUUCCGCUGGGGCUUCUCCGACCCGACCGUCGUCUCCCUGGAAAUCCUGACCGUCCUCGGUGCGGGCCCGCUGUGCUGCUGGAUCAUCUACCAGGUCGUCAGGGAUGAUCCUGCGAGGCAUUACUGGAUCGUCGUCCUGAGCACGGCGGAGCUGUAUGGCGGCUGGAUGACGUUCUGCCCUGAGUGGUUGACAGGAAGCCCGAACCUGGACACGUCCAACCCCCUGUAUUUCUACGUGUAUCUCAUCUUUAUGAACAUCAUAUGGGUGUUCGUCCCCCUCUGGCUCAUGGUAGAUUCCUACGGCCAUAUCGCGAAGUCUUUGCGAUUGGCACAAGCUAGAACGAGAUCGAAAAAGGAAUGAUAUGCAUGCCACUCGUCAGCGGUACCACACAGACGCGCAAAUAUGCACAACUAGCGGGGGCCAUAGCGUAGCAUAGCAUACCGCAUCUAACAGUAAGGUACGAAGUAUACCCGGCCAAGGAAAUGUUAUGCUGGGGUUCGGACAACCGUAUGAAAAUCUUUGCUAUUGAAGGUCAUAACACAAGUAUGCUAUACAAUCGGCGAAUGUAGCCAGGCAGUAAGGGAGGGUAUCGUGAUUUUACAUUGAGGAGAUACUGCUUUACUUGUCCUUCUACGACCUAUCGCACAUCGGUCUGACUAUCAUUGCUCUAUGUCGUGCCAUUGAUCUGGUUAACGGUUUCUUGCGCGCUGUCCGAGGCGGCGCUGGUUGCGUUCCCCAUCACCUGACUAGCAGUGCUCUGCACGCCGGCGAUAGUAGAGCUGACACUCCUCUGCGCCGCGGCGGCCUUCUCUCCCGCCGUCACGGCCACCCCGGCCAGCGUGCUCUGCUUCUCCUGGGGCUCCCUCUCGUCGGGUAACUUGGCCACCCCUGCCUCGCCGAUCCUCCCCGGCAGUGCGCCG